GUUCUUGCAGUUCACUGUCUAUAUUUAUUGCAUGACGUAACAAUCCAUCGGUUGAUUUUGCAUGAGUCCUUCUUCAACUGAACGUGUUAUGUUUAGACAUAUAUCAGUUGUGGAUUGAUGUUCAAAUAUGGAUUCGAGUUAUCCUGAUCUUCAAUCUAUUGUAACUGUCCUAUGCUACUUAGUUAAUCUAGUCCCUACUUGGGUCACUUCCUCUUUGAUUUUUCAGUACUUGGGUGGAUAGGAUAACCUCAACUGCAAGGUGUUUUGUUUGUCGGCUAAACGUUCAUUUCUUCUUUCUUACUCUUUUUUUACUUAUUUCAUACACGGUCCACAAAUAUUGAGGUCAGAUAGGAAGUUCACAUCUUUUUAUUCAAUAUGAAAUGAUAGUCAUUCAUUUUUUUGCUGUAGCAUAUGGGUAUAUGAGACUCAAAGGCUUUUGCUACUGUUGCUUGUUUCUGAAUUGCCUGCCUUUUUUUAUCUGAUUUGAUCACAGAUGAUGAUUGGAACCAGCAAGAGAAUUUGAAGAUUAAGUUUAUCUCCUUUAACAGAUGAACCUUCUUAUACUGGACCAAACAAGUGGAAAUGUAGAUGCUCUUUAUUACAAAGGAACCAGAUAUACUCUCGUGCUAAUUGUUCCAAAUCAUGUGAUUGUCAUUCAGCUUGUAUUUAUGGAAGACAGAAUUCAAGGAAAUUGCCAAAGACAAAUUGAGUAAAACGUGCAAGUAGAUGCUGAAGAGAGUGCAUCCAUAUGGACAUGCUUAUGUGAUUCAAAUGGGUUUCCUCAAGUGUCGGCAGGUGGCCAUAACCUUCACUGUUUUGAUGCCUGCAAUUGCACAUGGGCAACUGUGGACUUCUGUGGAAAAAUGUGAUUGAUGCAACAGCAAUCAUGGAUCUAUCAAGAUGCCACUCGGUUCAAAGAAGCAAAUUUCGAGCAAGAUUGUAGUAGUUAUUCUAUCAGUAUGUGUUACAUGCACAACUAUUGCAUUUCUUGCCUCAGUUGUAUGUCAGGUCUGCCGAAGGGAGAGAUGUUCUAUUCAAUCACCAAUGAUCUCAUCAGAUAAAGAAACAAGUUACAGUAGCACCACCAACUUAGUCAGUCAUAAGACUUCGUUGCCUGUUAGUCAUAUUACAGGAUGCUUUCAGAAGUCCUCUUUGUUGUUUGGUAGCCAAAGACAAACCUUUUAUGGAAAUAUUAUUCAAUUUUCAUUUGCUGAACUGGAAAAUGCCACCGAAAACUUUUCAACUUCCAAUCUAACUGGACUAGGUGGAAGCAGUUAUGUAUACCGUGGUCGGCUGAAAGAUGGCAGUAAUGUGGCAGUCAAGAGACUGAAAGAUCAAAGAGGGCCUGAGGCAGACUCUGAAUUUUUUACAGAGAUUGAACUAUUGUCUAGACUUCAUCAUUGUCAUCUGGUGCCAUUAGUGGGAUACUGCUCAGAACUAAAAGGAAAAAAUGUUCAAAGGUUGCUAGUGUUUGAAUACAUGACUAAUGGAAAUUUGAGGGACCGCUUAGACGGUGUUUUUGGAAAGAAAAUGGACUGGUCAACUCGAGUUAGAAUUGCAUUAGGAGCAGCAAGGGGCUUGGAGUAUCUUCAUGAAGCAGCUGCUCCUAGAAUUCUGCACAGAGACGUCAAAUCAACAAACAUUCUGCUGGACAAAAAUUGGCAAGCAAAAAUAACUGAUCUCGGUAUGGCUAAAAGCUUGAGGGCAGAUGACCACCCCAGUCGUUCAGAUUCUCCAGCAAGAAUGCAGGGAACAUUUGGUUAUUUUGCACCUGAGUAUGCAAUUGUUGGGAGAGCCUCUCUUGAGUCUGAUGUCUUCAGUUUUGGAGUGGUUCUUCUUGAGCUUAUCAGUGGUCGGCAACCCAUCCACAAAUCUGCAGGCAAAGAACAAAGUCUUGUUUAUUGGGCAAGUCCUCGCUUAAAGGAUAGCAGGCGAGUAAUAACCGAGUUGGCUGAUCCACAGUUGAAAGGAAACUUCCCAGAAGAAGAGCUGCAUAUAAUGGCAUACUUAGCUAAGGAGUGCUUGCUGUUGGAUCCUGACACUCGGCCAACUAUGACUGAAGUUGUUCAAAUUCUUUCCAGUAUCUCCCCAGACAGAUCUAGAAGGAGAAGAAACAUUCCAGUGAGACUUUUUCAGGAACCGGAGGACUUGGAGAAUCAAAGGCAAGCUCCACCAAGUAUAUUUCCAACUUGUAAUUUAUUGCCGUUAGGUGUUGACCACAAUCUUAAUGUUGGGAAUGAAGAUAAAGAUGCACAUACAGUUUCAAGUGAGGAUAUGGAGAGUUUGAUCCUUUUUAGUCCAAAGGGUGAGAACUGGCAUGCAUCAGAGGAGGAAAUGGUAGAUUUAACCGAGCCUCGUUUCGAAUCAUUUUUCAUGACAAACCCCAAUUUCCCUUGAUGAAAGCAUAGAGCAGAAGAAGUCUAAUGAAUUAAUGUUGUGGACUAUGGUACAACUCUUAUGCUACACUAUAUUCUGUAUGGUUCAGUGGGAUAUCUCGGAGGAUGCACUCUAGCCUUCAGAGUAUUCUAAUGUAAUUUAUGCAUUUUUCACUUUCCUUUAAAGGGUCUUGUGCAUAGUUUUAGAUAUGACGUAAAAAAAAUUGAUGUGCUGUUGUAAAGAAAAGGGAUAGGUGAUUCUGGUUGUACUUUAUUUGAAGAAGAAUUCAAAUGAUAGUUUUGUACGGUCAUAA
Molecule: messenger RNA, 2689 nt
Organism: Vigna radiata var. radiata (mung bean)
Lineage: Eukaryota; Viridiplantae; Streptophyta; Magnoliopsida; Fabales; Fabaceae
Product: receptor-like serine/threonine-protein kinase NCRK
Exons: 11
Coding region: 901-2397 (498 amino acids)
Biological process (GO): protein phosphorylation
Molecular function (GO): protein kinase activity; ATP binding
Source: RefSeq, a predicted model, not a curated record